GGGACCGUGCUUAUAGUUUAUACAAAGCAAUGCAGUGCAGAGAUUUAUCACAUAUUUUGAUAUUUACGUACUUUUAAUUCGUAUUUACUUUAUAUCAAUAAAUUUGUAUCUGAUUAUCUUUUCGAAUUCUACAAUCUACCGCGCAUUUUUGCGGCUAUAUCUCGGAUGUUGCCUGAUGAAUUUGGAUUGUUAUUUUAGCGGAUAGUCAGGCUGACUCAGGCAGUACUGUUGAUGCCAAUGCGCGAUAUUGGACACCAUAAGUGAUAAGGAGCCACUGCACCAGUGUUGUGGAAUCACGGUUUACUGAUAAAACAUCUGGAAGCAGACGAUCCUUGCAGAAUGUUGGACAUUUACGGGCUCGUCAGCGUUCUGCCUCGUCUUCCGCUGACGAUUGAGUCGUUAGCUACCUACGAGGACAACAUCUUCGUGGGCACCCGCGAGGGCCAUCUGAUCAUGUACAAAACGGAGUUCCGUGGCACAUUCAAUAAAGAUGGCAUCGAAGAGGCAGAGAUAUCUUUGGUGAAAUCAAGCAAGAAUUUCUCCAAGAAGCCCAUUUCCCAGUUGGCAGUGAUUCCGGAGUUUCACAUGCUGGUGUGUUUAUCCGACAACAUUGUGAGCAUUCACGAUCUGGGCUCGACCGAAUCGGGCAGUUUCCCGGUGCUGGACACGUUGAGCAAGACAAAAGGCGCCACUCUCUUCACGUUGUGCACCGUACGGGAUCCCGAGUCCAAAUUCAACACCAAAGUGACCAUGUGUGUGGUUGUUCGCCAACGAUUGCUGGUGUAUCACUUGAAGUCUUCAUACGAGAAAAAAUUCGAGGAAGUGCAGACCGGUGCUAAAUUAAUGGUGCCCGAUACACCGAAAUGUGUGGUGUGGGUCAACGAUGUGUUGUACGUGAAUGUUGCCGGAGAAUAUCAACGAAUGAGGUUGAACGGCGAUUACGACAAACUCUUCCCCAUCGAUAAGAACCAGGAGCCCAAGAUCUUGCCGCUGCCGGACGGGCGUAUCGCUUUCGGUUACGAUAACCGCUGCGUGUUUGCCACGCCCGACGGGAACAUUAGCCGCGAGACGCUGACGUGGUCCGGUGUGCCCAACCAGAUCGCGCAGGAUGCCCCGUUCCUUGCCCUCUUCCCCAAUUAUGUGGAGAUCCGUCCGUACGAACCAGCCGGCAAGGGCGACGAGGCCAUGCAGCGGAUCGAGAUUGCCAAGGCCAAAUGGGCCUGUGAAUCGCACACCAAGGGAAUCACGUAUAUUGCGUCGCCCACGGCGAUCUGGGCGCUGAAGAGCGCCACGUCGGUGCAGCUGAUUGAUCGGCUGCUGAAUGCCAAACAGUUUGAAUUAGCGGAAAAUAUUGCGAAAUACUCGACAGUGGGCGAAUCCAUCAAGACGGAAUGGUUUCAGCGGAUUCGAAAUAUUUAUGCGUUCCAGCUGUUUUGUGAUCAUGAAUUUCGCAGAUCGUUCGGUCUGUACUCUGAACUGGGCACGGAGCCACCGUUUGUAAUCGGUUUACUGCCGGACUUCCUUCCCACGGUCAGAGAAACCAUGGUGUAUCCCAGUAAAUUGCCCGAACUAACCGGCUCGUCGCUGGAGAAAGCCACAUUUGCGCUCAUCGAAUAUCUAACCGAGUGGCGACAGAAAUUGAGUCUGGAAAGCAGCCGUCGCAAUGGUGAACGCACUGAAGAAGAAAUCGCCAAAUCGGACGCAUUAAUGCAGAUUGUAGAUACAUCGCUACUCAAGUGCUACUUGGUAACGAACCGCUUCCUGGUCAGCACGCUGCUGCGCCUGCCCGAUAACCACUGCAACUUUGAGGAAAGCGAGCGUUGCUUGAAGAAAGCCGACCGUCUGGAUGAGCUGAUCAUUUUGUACAAAAGCAAAAAGUGCCAUAAGAAAGCGUUGGAGUUUUUAAAAGGCCAGAUGGAUCUGCCGAAAUCGACCUUAGCUGGCCAUUUGAAAAUGGCGCAGUAUCUGGGAGAAAUCGCCAAAGAUGAACUGGAUUUGGUGUUUCAGUAUGCGCGCUACGUUAUCCGAGCGAAACCCAUUGAUGGUCUAAAGAUUUUCACGGAUGAGAAUUUUGACUGCAUCGACAUUCCGCGCGAUCGGGUGUUUGAAUUUUUGAAUCGGAAUGCGCCGGACCUCGUGGUGCCCUAUUUGGAGCACAUUAUCAAUGUGUGGAACGAUGAGACGGAUGCGUUCCAUACUGCACUGGCGGAAGCCUACAUCAAGCGCGUGGCGGCAUUGAUUAAAGAUAACGGUGACGCGGUGGCCAUCUCGGAGUUGCGGAAGACGUUGCAGGGUUUCUUGGCUGCUUCCGAGCACUAUACACCGGCGGUCCUGCUAGCACAUGUUCCGCUUAAUUGCAUGUUCGAAGAACGCGCGCUGAUUUUGGGGCGCAUGGGUCGGUUUGAGCAGGCUCUCGGACUGUAUGUUCAUGUGCUGAAGGAUGACGACAAAGCCGAAAAGUUCUGUGAGCAGUUUUACGAUCCAAAGAACAUCGACGCCUCCCAAGUAUAUUAUCUUCUAUUUAAAACCUACGUCAAACCACCGGAACCCAGUACACUGGGCGUUUUGCUGAAUGAUCCGCCCUCCACAGAACGGAAGCUGGACGAAGCCUUCCGCAUCCUCCGCCGACACAGCAGCCGUAUCGACUACGCCAAGGGCAUGGAGCUGGUGCCGAAGACGGUGUCCGUGGCGGAACUGUCGGAUUUUCUCAUCACGGCGCUGCAGGUGCUGACAGCCCGUCGCCGCCAGGUGGAACUGAUGAAGAGUCUGCAUUACGCGGAGUAUCUACAGAUGCAGUACCGGCGUAUUGUCUGGGAGGGUGAGAUGUUCACGCUGAGUGAGGAUGAUACGUGUGAGAUCUGCCGGAAGCGAAUCGGCAGAAACACAGCUUUUAUCCGAACUCCUAAUAAAAAGCUUCGUCAUUACGCUUGUGGAAACAUUCCCAGACGCUAAAUGGACCAAGUCACUGAUUUCCGUUCGAUAUUUUUUGGAUUUGUCUUGUCUGUGAUUUUGUUCUUUCCGUACCAUUUUACAAGUUUUGCAUGCUGCGUUCAGUACGCUGCAUGAGAGUUGAUGCUUUUUUUAUUAUGUACUGUUCUGGAAAUGUUUUGGGUUUUGCGCAGCUAAAGUACUGUACUUACCGGUUCACCAGACGUAUUAUAAACAGUUAUAAA
Molecule: messenger RNA, 3173 nt
Organism: Paramacrobiotus metropolitanus
Lineage: Eukaryota; Metazoa; Tardigrada; Eutardigrada; Parachela; Macrobiotidae
Product: vam6/Vps39-like protein
Biological process (GO): autophagy; intracellular protein transport; vesicle-mediated transport
Cellular component (GO): membrane; cytoplasm
Source: RefSeq, a predicted model, not a curated record